CCUUCCAGUCGCGGUAGCUUUGACAGGGCGCGAUGGCGGCGACCGGGUCUGCAGCGGUGCCGGUGACCGUGUCGGAAAAACAAGAGUUUUACCAGCUUCUGAAGAACCUGAUCAAUCCAAGCUGUAUGGUGCGGAGACAAGCAGAGGAAGUCUAUGAGAACAUCCCAGGUCUGUGUAAGACCACAUUCCUCUUAGACGCCGUCCGAAACAGAAGAGCAGGUUAUGAGGUGAGACAAAUGGCUGCCGCACUGCUACGACGGCUUUUGUCCUCUGGGUUUGAGGAGGUCUAUCCAAAUCUGCCUUCUGAAGUGCAGAGGGAUGUCAAGAUUGAACUGAUACUGGCUGUUAAGUUAGAAACACAUGCUAGCAUGAGGAAAAAGCUUUGUGAUAUUUUUGCGGUGCUGGCCAGGAAUUUGAUAGAUGAGGAUGGCACUAACCACUGGCCAGAAGGUCUGAAAUUCCUUAUUGAUUCGAUUCACUCCAAAAAUGUGGUUCUGUGGGAAGUUGCACUUCAUGUAUUCUGGCACUUUCCUGGGAUUUUGGGGAACCAAGAUCGCCACGAUUUGGAUAUCAUCAAAAGAUUAUUGGACCAGUGUAUUCAAGAUCAAGAGCAUCCAGCAAUCAGGACAUUAUCCGCCAGAGCUGCAGCUGCAUUUGUACUUGCUAAUGAAAACAACAUUGCUCUUUUUAAAGACUUUGCAGACUUGCUUCCUGGGAUCUUGCAGGCUGUGAAUGAUUCAUGCUACCAAGAUGAUGAUUCUGUGCUAGAAUCCCUUGUUGAGAUUGCAGAUACUGUACCUAAGUACUUGGGUCCCUAUUUAGAAGACACUCUGCAGUUAAGCCUGAAGUUAUGUGGAGACUCUAGGCUAAGUAAUCUACAACGACAGCUAGCUCUGGAAGUAAUAGUGACCCUAUCUGAAACUGCAACGCCAAUGUUGAAGAGAUAUACAAACAUUAUUGCACAAGCAGUUCCUCAUAUAUUAGCAAUGAUGGUUGAUCUGCAAGAUGAUGAGGACUGGGUAAAUGCUGAUGAAAUGGAAGAAGAUGAUUUUGACAGCAAUGCAGUUGCUGCUGAGAGUGCACUAGACAGACUGGCCUGUGGGCUUGGUGGAAAAGUUGUUUUACCGAUGACCAAGGAGCCUAUCAUGCAAAUGCUUCAGAGCCCUGACUGGAAAUGUCGACAUGCUGGAUUAAUGGCUUUGUCUGCCAUCGGAGAAGGUUGCCAUCAGCAAAUGGAACCAAUUCUAGAUGAAACUGUCAACUCAGUUUUGCUUUUUCUUCAGGAUCCUCAUCCAAGGGUGAGGGCUGCAGCCUGUACUACACUUGGACAGAUGGCUACAGACUUUGCACCUAAUUUCCAAAAGAAAUUCCAUGAACUAGUGAUUACAGCAUUGUUACGCACCAUGGAAAAUCAAGGUAAUCAGCGUGUGCAAUCUCAUGCAGCUUCUGCUCUGAUUAUUUUUAUUGAAGACUGUCCUAAACCAUUGCUAGUUCUAUAUUUGGAUAAUAUGGUGAAAAGUCUACAUUCCAUCUUGGUGAUUAAACUUCAGGAGCUGAUUCGGAAUGGAACUAAGUUGGCCUUAGAGCAACUUGUGACAACCAUUGCCUCAGUUGCAGAUACAAUAGAAGAAAGCUUUGUUCCCUAUUAUGAUAUAUUUAUGCCCUCACUCAAGCAUGUUGUUGAGCUUGCUGUUCAAAAGGAACUCAAGGUUCUGCGAGGAAAAACAAUUGAGUGCAUUAGCCAUGUUGGUCUUGCUGUUGGGAAGGCAAAAUUUAUGCAAGAUGCAUCAAAUGUGAUGCAUUUAUUGUUGAAGACUCAAGAAGACUUAAAUAAUAUGGAAGAUGAUGACCCUCAGACCUCUUAUAUGGUUUCAGCAUGGGCUAGAAUGUGCAAAAUUCUUGGAAAAGAUUUUCAACAGUAUCUUCCACUGGUUAUUGAGCCUCUUAUUAAGACUGCAUCAGCUAAACCUGAUGUUGCUCUCUUAGACACACAAGAUGUGGAGAACAUGAGUGAUGAUGAUGGCUGGCAGUUCGUAAAUCUUGGAGACCAGCAAAGUUUUGGAAUUAAAACUUCAGGACUUGAAGCCAAAGCAACUGCUUGCCAGAUGUUGGUUUACUAUGCUAAGGAACUAAGAGAAGGAUUUGUGGAAUAUACUGAACAAGUUGUGAAGCUGAUGGUGCCUUUGCUGAAAUUUUACUUUCAUGACAAUGUUCGAGUGGCAGCUGCAGAGGCCAUGCCUUUUCUCUUGGAAUGUGCAAAAAUCCGUGGUCCAGAGUAUCUUUCACAGCUGUGGCAGUUUAUAUGUGAUCCCUUAAUCAAGGCUAUUGGGACUGAACCCGAUACAGAUGUGCUCUCAGAAAUAAUGAAUUCUUUUGCAAAGUCCAUUGAGGUCAUGGGAGAUGGGUGCCUUAAUGAUGAACACUUGGAAGAACUGGGAGGAAUUUUGAAGACAAAACUCGAAGGGCACUUUAAAAACCAAGAAAUACGGCAAGUUAAAAGGCAAGAAGAAAAUUACGACCAACAGGUUGAAAUGUCCCUACAAGAUGAGGAUGAAUGUGAUGUUUAUAUUCUGACCAAAGUAUCAGAUAUUUUGCACUCAUUAUUUAGUACUUAUAAGGAAAGGAUUCUGCCAUGGUUUGAACAGCUACUUCCGUUAAUUGUAAAUCUAAUUUGUUCAAGUAGGCCAUGGCCAGACAGACAGUGGGGAUUGUGCAUCUUUGAUGAUAUUAUAGAGCACUGCAGUCCAACCUCAUUUAAAUAUGUUGAGUAUUUUCGGUGGCCCAUGCUACUCAAUAUGCGGGAUAACAACCCUGAAGUCAGGCAAGCUGCUGCUUAUGGACUGGGUGUUAUGGCACAGUUUGGUGGAGAUGAUUAUCGUUCUUUAUGUUCAGAAGCUGUUCCACUGCUGGUUAAAGUCAUUAAGUGUGCAAACUCCAAAACCAAAAAAAAUGUCAUUGCUACAGAGAACUGUAUCUCAGCUAUAGGAAAGAUUUUGAAGUUUAAGCCUAACUGUGUAAAUGUAGAUGAAGUUCUUCCUCACUGGUUAUCAUGGCUUCCACUGCAUGAAGAUAAAGAGGAAGCUAUUCAGACUUUAAGUUUCCUCUGUGACUUAAUUGAAAGUAACCACCCAGUUGUAAUUGGUCCAAAUAAUUCCAAUCUUCCCAAAAUAAUCAGUAUAAUCGCAGAAGGAAAGAUUAACGAGACUAUUAACUAUAAAGAUCCUUGUGCCAAACGCCUAGCUAAUGUUGUUCGUCAGAUAAAGACUUCUGAAGAAUUAUGGUUGGAAUGCAUAUCCCACCUGGAUGAAGAACAGCAGGAAGCCUUACAGGAAUUACUAAAUUUUGCUUGAAGCACUUUAAUAUCACUUGAAUGUCAUCUCUCAUAAAAGUAACUACAAAAAGUGUUGUGAGUGGAUUCCAUCAUAAUAGUAGAACUAUUUUCUCUCUGCUAAGCAGUUUGUGUUUCUUCCCCAUGUUUCUCCAAGAUUAGCCAGUGUUACAGUCUUCUCUUUAUUUUGCAUGUGUCAUCUCUUAAACUGUAGUUGUAACUUGUGCUUCCAGUUGUCUUAGAGUGUUGUCACCUUUCUCCUAUUUGGUGUGACAUAUUUAAACUGUUGCUAUUUGAACUGUUGAUGCUGAACAAGUAUACUUGGUGCCAAGAUGUCAUGUGACUAUCACAAGAUGCUAAGAGAUCACAAAGUUAGGAAAGUUUCCAGGACAAACAUUUCUGGAAUUGAGGGUGAAGAAAUCAGUGGCAGGCUAAUUCGUCUGUGAUAAUACUGAUUGUUACAGUAAUGGAAAAAUGCUAGAACACAGCCUAAAGAUAUUGCAGUGGGUAUAGGAGGGUUUUUCUAAAGCAUACAUGAACCUUUUUGUAUAGAACUGAGAACUGGUUGGGACAUACCUAAAUUCCAGUUCCCAAGGUGUCCAACUAAGAGUUACAAGAAGGUUUAAAUCUCCUUAACCAAAUUGAUCUUUAUUAAAAAAAAUGUAUCGAGAACUGAAAGUUUCAUGGUUACUGAGGACAAAGUAUUGGUACAUCUAACAUUGAAAGCAUGUAGCGUACUAUACCAUAGAGCUUGACGAAUAGUAGUAUUUUGGGGAGUAAGUUAUUGUUAUGUGUUUCAGCAGACUACUGCUUUGUGUAAGUAUGUCAUUUUCCCCCUGCCAAACAGCUUGACAAAGAGAAGCCUUUAUUCAGAAUAGGGGUUAAAUAGAUUUCUAUUUUGAAGCAGUUCCUAACAGAUUCUAUAGUAGCAGUGUAACAAACUUUAAACAUUAUAAAGACAGCUUCAAGACUAGUUACGUAUCAGUAUAUGUGCAUUAAGAAGCAGCUCUGUGAAUUUAGGGUCAAUUAAAUGUAAUGUCUUCAAUGUUCAAGGUUUUGUGUUGGGUAGAAAAAAACUUCCAUUCAAACUUACAAACAAGUAUGUCUGUUGUGAUUUCCUGAGCCUCUUGUUAGUGCUAUGUUUGUAAAGUAUCAAAUAUUUAAGACCUAGUAGGUGCUCAAUAAAUUGUCAGUGUUAUUGCUGUC
This is a messenger RNA of Nannospalax galili (Upper Galilee mountains blind mole rat), 4534 nucleotides long. RefSeq names its product RAN binding protein 6 (gene Ranbp6). Gene Ontology annotation, cellular component: nucleus; cytoplasm. The record is from RefSeq and is a predicted model, not a curated record. Gene Ontology annotation, molecular function: nuclear import signal receptor activity; protein binding. NCBI's taxonomy places the organism in Eukaryota, Metazoa, Chordata, Mammalia, Rodentia, Spalacidae. Gene Ontology annotation, biological process: protein import into nucleus. The transcript has a single exon. Bases 33 to 3350 code for a protein of 1105 amino acids.